Messenger RNA from Phoenix dactylifera (date palm), 824 nucleotides. Its product is annotated as ATP-dependent Clp protease adapter protein CLPS1, chloroplastic. Gene Ontology annotation, biological process: protein catabolic process; proteolysis. Lineage: Eukaryota; Viridiplantae; Streptophyta; Magnoliopsida; Arecales; Arecaceae. The record is from RefSeq and is a predicted model, not a curated record.
UACCAAACUGAAAAUUUUUGUGGGCAGGCGUUCCCGACUCUCCCUUCGCUGCUUCCGCGGAGAGAGAGAGAGAGAGAGAGAGAGAGAGAGAGAGAGAGAGAGAGAGGGUAGGUGGGAGCGGCAGUUAAUGGAGACGGCUAUAUGCGGUAGAGUCGCUCUCUCGCCUAAUCACGUAUGGAACCCCAGAUCAGGAGAUAAGUUGUCUCUCUAUAAAGGACACUAUGCAAAUCGUGGCAUUCUUGUAGCAAUAUCAGCAACAGGACCAGGCAAAGGAGGUGGUUUGUUGGAAAGGCCAACCAUAGAAAAAACUACUCCUGGUCGUGAAUCUGAAUUUGAUUUGAGGAAAUCUAGGAAAACAGCACCUCCAUUCCGUGUUAUAUUGCACAAUGACAACUACAACAAACGUGAGUAUGUUGUCCAAGUUCUGAUGAAAGUUAUCCCUGGAAUGACUCUUGAUAAUGCAGUCAAUAUCAUGCAAGAGGCCCAUUAUAAUGGCCUAGCUGUCGUAAUCAUUUGUUCGCAAGCAGAUGCCGAGGAACACUGCAUGCAGCUAAGAGGCAGCGGUCUCAUAAGCUCAAUUGAGCCUGCAAGUGGUGAGUGCUGAAUUCAUGGUGGUAAGUCAUGUACAGAUGAAUCCUAAUACCAGGCUUCUCUGAUUAUAUGUACAUUCAUGAUAUGGAUAAUGAUGGUGUAUUUGACAAUAAUCAUACCGAAAGAGAUGGAGCAUAUGGUAUUACUGGAUGUAAUCCAGUUAGGCUGUAUAUAGGAUUAAGUUGCCCUAACUUUUGGGCUUGAUAUUACAGCUACUCUCCUUUUUAUGGUCA